Xiphias gladius (swordfish) is the source of this 3009-nucleotide messenger RNA. It is a transcript of the gene cmn, whose product is annotated as calymmin. The transcript has 39 exons. The coding region runs from base 1 to 3009 and encodes 1002 amino acids. The record is from RefSeq and is a predicted model, not a curated record. Lineage: Eukaryota; Metazoa; Chordata; Actinopteri; Istiophoriformes; Xiphiidae.
AUGCUGAUGCCAUCGAAAGGUGUGGGUCAGACAAUGGGUGCACAAAAUGGAUAUGGUGGAUACCCUACAAAAGGAGUAGGCUAUGGACCAGCAGCUGGUGUGACAAAUGGACAAGGUGGCAAACCGCAGGGAUAUGGUGUUCAGGCCGCCCCAGCCAAUGGGCAACAAAUGAAAGGCAACGGUUAUGGAACUCCUGGAGCUAUAGCACCCAAUGGAAACAGAGGCCAUUUGAAUGGGCAGGGAGGAGCUGGAAAAAAACCCAUGAAGGGAUAUGGAACACAACCUUAUGGGGCAGGUCCAAGUGUAGGUAUGGGAACCUCCAGAGGUCUGGGAGUACCUCAGCUUGCGAGGAACCAAGGCAAGGCAUAUGGCAGUAAUGGUUAUAAUGGUUAUGGAACUCAGCCCAUGGGAGGACACAAUGGCGGUUAUGGCCAUGCUGGUUUGGUUCUGGGACCUCGGUAUGGAAAUGGAGGAAUGAAGGGACCGAAGCAAGAUUACAUGUUCCUGUGUACAACUCAGCACAAUUUCCUGGACUCACCUGAUGAUGUUAAAAUUUCAGGCUACAGUGGUGCAGCUGGUGUGCCCAAUGGACAAGGCACAAAGCCCAAUGGUUAUGGAUACCCAAGCAGUGGAGCUGCCAAGCCACCAAAACCAGGGUAUGGCAGCUUUCCAAAUGGAUAUGGUGCCAAACCCAACGGUUACGGAAAUGGAGGUGUUCCCAAUGGAUAUGGAAGUAAACCCAAUGGUCAUGGAGUUAGAAAUGGUGCUUCACUUGGUGGAUAUGGAGGUAAAGUCAAUGGAUACGGAGGGCCAAGCAGAGGCUCAAAACCUCAAACUACCAAAGGAGUUGGAGCAAUGUCACCAAGCGAAGGUGCUAAAACACUCGGCACUGGCUAUGGUGGUCCUGCUGCUGUACCCAAUGGACAGUUGGCUAAAGCAGCCAAUACUGGUUACGGCAUGAUGCCAAAUGGGAAGGCUACAAAGGGUGCAGGCCCUUCCAAUGGAAUGGGCCUCAAAGGUGGAGUUCUCUCUCCUGAGCAACCAAGUGUUACACCUCAACAAGCAAUAACUCAAGGUGCGGCACCUGUUGCCCUCAAGCCAACCAGUGGUAUCUUUGUAAUGGCGACACAGGAGAAAUAUCAAAAGCUGCCUUUACCUGUGCCACAAGGUAAAAGCUACAAACAGACGCCGCUAGUCCCUCAGGCUACACCAGAACUGGCACCAGCGCUUACUCAAGGCAAGGACCCAAGGCCUGCACUUGAACCCACACCUGAACCUGUACCCAUGGGCCCACAGGGCAUGGGACCGAAGGCACCUGCACCAGUGGUUCCACAGAGUAACCCAGCACCAGAGCCAGCAGCAGUCCCAUCUCAAGGUUAUGUGACAGGAAGUGCUGUGCCUGAGCAAAAAGGUGCAGAGGCAGACGUUCUGUUUGGGGUAGACAGCCCCGGUGAGGGGGAUGCUUCCCCUGCAAGCAUCAAACCUCUGAAAACCAAAGCUGUUCCUGAAGCAGUGGCCGCUGAAAAUGCAGAGAACAUUAUUCCUGAAGAGACACUGACUGUGGGUGUGCCUGUAGUUGCACCAGAAGAGGCAAACAUCAAGAGUCACCCUGGGGGAAGCGACAGACUCGGGGUCAAAGGUCUCCCUGCAGGGGAAACUGGGGCAACUGAGAACGGAGGAGGAGCUUCAGUCUCUAAGGGACAGGGAGCCAAACCAGCCAAACUUGGUUACGGACAAGGAGCGUACCUUGGAGCCGGACAUGGAAAUGGAAAUUCAUAUGGAGGAAAUGCAGACGUGGGUGAAGCAGGCAAGUCCAAAUCAGGGUAUGAAAAUGUCUAUGGUGCUGGUAUACAGCCUGACUAUGCAAGUUUUGGCCAGGGUCUACCCACUGCCGAUGCCAAGUCAGGUGGUGCCAGACAGAUUCCUCACAGUGGAGCCCCAGUGGUUCCUGCCGGAUUAGAUGGAAUUAGUCAGCUUGAGCCUCAGUCUGCUGGCCUUGGUCCAAAUGGAAAAUUGGCCGCCAUGUAUGGUGGAAUGGGUGGCUUGCCUAAUGGUGCUCAGAAUCUUGGAAUGGGUGCAGAGAAGUCAAACACCAAGUACGGCAUCGGUGGGUUGCAAUUUGGCAGACAACCCCUCAGUACAGGAACUAAUGGUGCAGGAAAUUAUGGAUAUGGUGGAGGAUCACAUGGGCCUGCAGGUGAUGGGAAGUCAUCAGGAAAAUAUGGUGGUCUUGGCGCCGGCAUGGGAGGGGAUCCUGCACCUGGAAAUUAUGGAUAUCAAAGAAUGCCUUAUGAAGCUCAACCAGCUGCACUGAGCCCUGAAGUCAAAUCUACUGGCAAAUAUGGUCUGCCUGGGUCACAAUAUCAGCCUGAACCUCUUGGACUUGGAUAUAAUGGAAAAUUAACAAGCAAAUACGGUGGCGGUGAAGUUCCCUAUGCACCACAAGCUCUUGGUUUUGGGGGUCAAGCAGAAUCUGUUGGGAAAUAUGAGAACCAGGGAGUUCACCAGUCACAGCCCCUUGAAUCUGCACCUGGAGGCAGAUCUGGUGGAGAAUAUGAUACAGCUGGUUUACCUUAUGAGUCCCUGCCUCUUGGGCCAGAUUUGGCUGGAAAAUCCUAUGUGAAGGGAGAGCUACCGACUCCAGCGAUUGUAGGUAAAGGCGAGGGGAUGUCUAUUGAUAGAUAUCAAAACGUGGGCUACAUAAAUGGACAUGUGCAACCAGAAGCUCCCACUCCUAGCCCCACCUUGGCCUACCCCUCUGUCCCAUCCUAUCUGCCUGUAGAGUCCUACUUAAAACCUGAUGUGGUGCCUGGAGCAGGUAUUGAAGACCUGCCCAAUCCAGCGGGCACUGCCAGCCUCAGCUUUGAUUCUGCACGCGCCACAGAGACGCAGGGCCUGGGUCAGGCGUCUGAGCAACCCGACGACCUGCUGCAACAGCAGCUGCCACGAGCAAAGAAUGGCAAUUAUGAUUUGAAUGGCUUCUUUGGGAAUAGUGGCUAUCAAGAUUAA